Periconia digitata is the source of this 1763-nucleotide messenger RNA. The record is from the annotation of a GenBank genome assembly. NCBI's taxonomy places the organism in Eukaryota, Fungi, Ascomycota, Dothideomycetes, Pleosporales, Periconiaceae.
UCUGUAAUGCUCUGUUCUUGGCAAACUGGAGCAACGAAUGCAUCCAGCUGUCGAUGAGGGCUUCCCGUAUUUAGUAAUCAUGUGGUCAGCUUGCUCUGAUCUCUCGAGGUCCUUCAAACAUAGAUUUGACAUGACUAUAAGCAGAAUAUAAAGGCUACUGCAUAGCGUCUGUCUUCCUGGCGCAUUUGUUCUGUAUAUGAGCAAACCAAAGCUAGCUAUCUCAUGCAUCGACAGAAACUCCCAAUAUUAGGAGGCUGUUUUUCUUAGCAUGACUGCCUUACUCUAGUAACACCCCAGAAAUCGUAAUGUACGAUAUCCCGCAGUCUCUCCAUAAGCGCUAGCUACCUUCCAAAGAACCAAUUUGUCAUCACCAUCAACCAACCGGGUGGAACUUCUAUCGGACAAAACAUGAAGCCAAGGCCACCAAAACAGAAAAAUCUUAAUAAUCAUCGGACAAAUUUCCUAGCAAACAACAUAAUUCUUCGUACUCAUUUGUGCGAUGGGAAGGAAACGAUGUGCGCUUGUUUGCCCGAAGGACGCACUUCCCCCAUCGGGCAAGAAACGGCGGAAGGUCAUUACUUGUUCAAAAUAGGUCACAUAUAUCUGGAGAGUUGCUUGAUGAUGAGUUUUCUAGUACAGGCUUAAUAGCGCAGUCAUUGCUAAAUCCCUUACACAGCGAACCUUUUUGUUUUGCAUCAGACUUGAGGUCGAUAUAUCAAGACACCCAUACUGAUAUAGACACACCACAAAAUCAACACACAAUGCCAUUCUUCCAACCCUCUGUAUCGCCCCUCCCGGAAAACAUCUCUCUACGCGGCCAAACGGCAAUCGUAACAGGCGCUAGUCAAGGUAUCGGCACCGAAAUUGUAGCACAGCUCCUCGAGCGCUCCAUCUCGACCGUCGUCCUCGCCGUCCGCAAUGUCGCCAAGGGAGAAGAGGCGCGCAAAGCGAUUCUCGGGCGUCCCAGCGUGAAGAAGGGAAUGGAUACAAAAGCUGUUGUGAAGGUAAUGAAGCUUGAGGCCGAGGAUUACGGCAGUGUGAAGAGCUUUGCGGACGACUUUUCAAAGGAGUUUGGUGAGCUGCAUUUGCUGAUGUUGAAUGCUGGGAUUGGGAUUUUGGAGCGCGACAUCCUCCCGACGACGCACGAAAAAACAAUACAAGUCAACUACCUCUCCAACGUCCUCCUCCUUCUCCUCCUCUACCCGCUCCUCACAAACACCGCUACCACUACCGGCACACCAACACGCAUAACCUGGACCGGCUCCCGCAUGCACACCUCCUCCUCCCUCCUGACCGGCAAAAAACCCCUCGCCCCUUCAUCCACCGUCCUCGGCCACUUCGACUCGAAAGAAAGCUGGGUCCCCUUCACGCGAUACGGCGACAGCAAACUCCUCUGCCUCCUCUUCAUGUACGAGAUGACCAACCACGAUGACGGCGGCAAGGUAGUGCAGAAUAGUUUUUGCCCGGGGAUGGUGAAUACAGGUAUGAGCGACGUUUUACCGAUUUACCUACGCGUGCCCGUGAACAUGGUAAAAGCUUUGCGCGCGAGGAGUGUAGACGUCGCCGGGUGGGUUGCGCUGAAUACUGCGGUUGUGGUUGGCGGAGAGUCGCAUGGCCAGUUUUAUGCUGAUAAAGAGGUUGUGGAACCUGCGCCGUGGUUCAGGUCUGCCGAGGGCAGGAGAGUGCAGAAGAUGUUGUGGAAUGAGACGGUGGAUGAGAUGGCCAAGUAUACUAAGGUUCCGGCUUGGAUGAAGAAGGUGUGA